Perkinsus marinus ATCC 50983 is the source of this 2262-nucleotide messenger RNA. RefSeq names its product aconitase, putative. Gene Ontology annotation, cellular component: cytosol; mitochondrion. Gene Ontology annotation, biological process: tricarboxylic acid cycle; citrate metabolic process. Bases 1 to 2262 code for a protein of 753 amino acids. The transcript has 6 exons. Gene Ontology annotation, molecular function: 4 iron, 4 sulfur cluster binding; aconitate hydratase activity. The record is from RefSeq and is a predicted model, not a curated record. NCBI's taxonomy places the organism in Eukaryota, Perkinsozoa, Perkinsida, Perkinsidae.
AUGCCAAGCCAGGCCAAUCCGUUUCAGCAGUGCUACAAGAAGUUGGACAGUGGACAUGCAUUCUAUGAUCUCAACGAGCUUCAUGACGAGAGGGCUAAGAAGCUGCCGCUGUCCAUCCGUAUUCUGUUGGAGUCCGCGGUUCGUAACUGCGACGAGUUCGAAGUUAAGUCGUCUGAUGUUGAGAACAUUUUAAACUGGUCUGAGACCUCUAAGAAUCAGACUGAGAUCCCCUUCAAGCCCGCACGAGUCAUCCUACAAGAUUUCACUGGUGUUCCCGCGGUGGUCGACUUUGCAGCUAUGCGUGAUGCUAUGGACCGUCUUGGUGGUGACCCUGCAAAGAUCAACCCUUUGGUACCGGUAGACUUGGUUAUCGAUCACUCUGUGAUGGUGGACUACUCCCGAUCUCCUGAGGCUCUCGAGAAAAACCAAGAGUUAGAAUUUCAGCGCAACGGAGAACGCUUUGCUUUUCUGAAAUGGGGAGCCGAGGCCUUCGACAACUCGAACAUCGUGCCUCCUGGGUCCGGUAUUGUUCAUCAAGUAAACCUCGAGUACUUGGCUAGAGUAGUUAUGAACGCCACUGAGGAGGGCGCUGUUCUCUAUCCUGAUUCCCUUGUUGGCACCGACUCUCAUACUACUAUGAUUGACGGUCUUGGUGUUGCCGGAUGGGGUGUUGGUGGAAUAGAGGCCGAAGCGGUGAUGCUUGGUCAGCCGAUCUCUAUGGUUCUGCCAGAGGUUGUCGGAUUUAGGCUCACUGAUCGACUUCCGGUCACGGCCACAGCUACUGACCUUGUUCUGACCUGUACCAAUAUGCUGAGGAAGCGAGGAGUGGUUGGUAAAUUCGUCGAGUUCCACGGCCCUGGUUGUGCUACUCUGUCGCUUGCUGACAGAGCGACCAUUGCUAACAUGGCGCCUGAGUACGGUGGAACCAUGGGUUUUUUCGGUGUCGAUCAGAAGUCUCUGGACUAUCUCCUCCAAACUGGUCGUCCUAAGCACGUGGUUGAGUUGAUCGAGAAAUACCUCAAAGCUAACGGCCUUUUCCAAGAUUACUCUGAAGAUCGCGAGUACUCGGGCGAGCUGAUGCAGUUGGACCUGUCCACAGUUGUUCCUUGUGUGUCGGGCCCUAAAAGGCCUCAUGACCGCGUCGCUGUUACUGAUUUGCCAAAGGACUUCACUGAUGGUCUCAGCACGCCNNNNGAGGGCCGUGUGCAUCCCUUAACAAGGGGGAACUAUCUUGCUUCUCCACCCCUUGUUGUUGCCUAUGCUCUGGCUGGUCGUGUCACCAUCGACUUCGAGAAGGAUCCCCUAGGCGCUGAUCCUGAGGGCAAGCCGGUUUUCCUCCGUGACAUUUGGCCCUCUUCUGAAGAGGUUGCUGCUGUCGAGAGGAGUUGUGUGUUACCGGAGAUGUUCACCGAGAAUUAUAAGAAGGUCUUGCAUGCUAACAAGAGGUGGACUCAGUUGGCAGCUCCGUCUGGGAAGUUGUUUGCUUGGGCUGAAGGAUCGACGUACAUCACGAAUCCUCCAUUUUUCAAGACUACCGAGAUCGAUCCAUCUCCAAUAGAGUCUAUCGAAAAUGCUUACUGUCUACUCAAUGUUGGCGACUCUAUCACGACCGAUCACAUAUCUCCCGCAGGGAAAAUAACUGCGAAUUCUCCUGCUGGUCGCUAUCUUAUGGAGAACGGUGUACAGCCGCCCGACUUCAACUCCUACGGUUCGCGUCGUGGCAACUAUUUGGUUCUAGCUCGUGGCACUUUCGCUAACAUUCGUCUCAUCAACAAGUUGAUGGAUGGUGAGGUUGGGCCGAAGACGGAAUACGUACCCACUGGCGAGAAGAUGUUCGUAUAUGACGCUGCUGAGAAGUAUAUGAAGGAAGGUCAUUCGCUUAUCAUCCUCGCGGGUGCUGAGUAUGGCAGUGGCUCCAGUCGAGAUUGGGCCGCGAAGGGCCCGGCUUUGCAAGGCGUUAGAGCUGUUAUUGCUAAGAGUUAUGAGAGAAUUCACAGGUCGAAUCUGGUUGGCAUGGGUAUCUUGCCACUGCAGUUCCCGCAAGGUGUUGAUGCUGAUUCCCUGGGACUAGAUGGUCGUGAGCAAUUCUCGAUCAAUCUCAAUCAUGGUGAUCUGUCUGUGGGGCAGAAGAUUACUGUGCGAACUACUUCCCCUAAGACGCCUUCUUUCGACGCUAUUGUCCGUCUUGACACCGAAGUUGAGCUGACCUACUUCAAGCAUGGUGGCAUUCUGCAGUAUGUGCUUCGCAGGCUUGCAGCGUAA